AUGUAAAAGAAACAAAUAUAAUUUAUGAUGAGCAAACCAUAGAAGAUAUACAACAAGAUAUAUAUCAAGAAGAAAAUAAAUAUCGACAAGAGAAUCAACUAGAUAUAGUUAAUAAAGAUUCUAAUACAGAUUCUGAUAUAAUGAGUUUUAAUUUUAAUGAAGAAGAUUAUUCUAAUAAUAAUUUAAAUGCAGAA
This is a messenger RNA of Funneliformis geosporum, 194 nucleotides long. Lineage: Eukaryota; Fungi; Glomeromycota; Glomeromycetes; Glomerales; Glomeraceae. The record is from the annotation of a GenBank genome assembly.